GCUGGGGCGGGGCCGGCCAAUGGGGCGGGCGGCGGCGCGGCGCGGGGGCGGCUGGGAGGCGCGCGGAGCGGGCUGUGACGCAGCUUCCCGGCCCGUGAGGCGGCGGCACCGCGGGAGCGGCCUGGAGCGGCGCGGCCGCGCUGCCCGCCCGGUUUAAGGGAGAAACCUACUAGAGCUUGAAGAUGUUUAACAAAUCCUUUGGCACUCCGUUUGGAGGCAGCACCGGCUUUGGGACAACCUCGACUUUCGGACAAAAUGCUGGCUUUGGCACGACGAGCGGAGGAGCGUUCGGGACCUCGGCCUUCGGGUCGAACAACAACACUGGAGGCCUCUUCGGGAGCACGCAGACGAAACCGGGAGGAUUGUUUGGUUCGACCACGUUCAACCAGCCAGCCACCUCCUCCACCAGCACCAGCUUUGGGUUUGGCACGUCCACCGGCACGUCCAGCAGCCUGUUUGGCACCACCAGCACGGGCGGCGGGCUCUUCUCGUCCCAGAGCAACGCCUUCGCGCAGAACAAGCCGGCCGGCUUUGGGAACUUUGGCACCAGUACCAGCAGCGGAGGUCUCUUUGGAACCACCAACACGACUUCCAAUCCUUUCGGGAGCACGUCGGGCUCGCUCUUCGGCCCAACCAGUUUUACCGCUGCUCCAACUGGCACCACUAUCAAGUUUAACCCGCCAACCGGUACCGAUACGAUGGUGAAAUCUGGAGUCAGCACCAGCAUCAACACCAAGCACCAGUGUAUCACUGCCAUGAAGGAAUACGAAAGCAAAUCUCUUGAGGAGCUCCGUUUAGAAGAUUACCAGGCAAACAGGAAAGGGCCCUCGAAUCCCGUGGGAGCGGGAGCGGCCGCCGGCCUGUUUGGCUCCUCGACUGCCACGUCCAGCACGGCCACGGGGCUCUUCGGCUCCUCCACCACCAACACGGGCUUUUCCUACGGACAGAAUAAAACUGCUUUUGGAACCAGUACCACUGGCUUCGGGACAGGAACGACAGGGGGUCUCUUCGGUCAGCAGUCUCAGACUACGAGCCUGUUCAACAAGCCGUUUGGUCAGGCCACGACGACGCAGAACACGGGCUUCUCCUUCGUCAAUACCAGCACGCUGGGGCAGCCCAACACCAACACCAUGGGUCUGUUCGGGGUCACCCAGCCCUCGCAGCCCGGAGGCCUGUUCGGAACAGCCGCCAAUACCAACGCCGGCACUGGAUUCGGCACCGGAACCGGGCUGUUUGGCCAGGCCAACACAGGCUUUGGCGUUGGCGGAUCGACGCUGUUUGGGAACAAACCGGCUGGAUUUGGAACCACCACGACCAGCGCUCCCUCGUUUGGCACCACCACGGGCGGCGGGCUCUUCGGUUUCGGCGCCAACACUGCUGGAAAUAGUUUGUUUGGAAACAAGCCUGCGACGGGGACGCUGGGAAGCGGCCUGGGGACGGGCUUUGGAACGGCUCUGGGCGCAGGACAGACCUCGCUGUUCGGGAACACGCAGACCAAGCUCGGCGGGACGCUGGGAACGGGGGCGUUCGGGGCGCCGGGCUUCAACACCUCGACGGCCACGCUGGGCUUCGGAGCCCCCCAGCCUGCUGUGGCGCUGACGGACCCCAACGCGUCGGCUGCCCAGCAGGCCGUGCUGCAGCAGCACCUCAACAGCCUCACGUACUCGCCCUUCGGAGACUCCCCGCUCUUCAGAAACCCCAUGUCAGACCCAAAGAAGAAAGAGGAGAGGCUGAAGCCAACGAACCCAGCGGCUCAGAAGGCCCUGACGACACCCACCCACUACAAACUGACUCCGCGUCCAGCGACCAGAGUGCGGCCGAAAGCUCUGCAGUCGGCCGGAUCCGCUAAGUCUCAGCUCUUCGAUGGCCUCGACGAUGACGAACCGUCCCUGGCCAACGGCGCCUUCAUGCCAAAGAAGAGCAUCAAGAAACUGGUUCUGAAGAAUCUCAACAGCAGCAACCUCUUCUCGCCCGUCAGCCGUGACAACGAGGACCUGGCUUCUCCCUCCGAGUACCCGGAGAACGGCGACCGGUUCUUUCUGUCGGUGCCUCCUGACGAAAACCACAGAGCAGACGGCGAGCGAGAGGAGGAGGAGGAUCACCACGAAGUGACCAGGUUCUACACCAACCCCAUCGCCAAGCCCAUCCCGCAGACCCCCGAGAACGCCGCGCACAAGCACCAGAGCAGCGUGGACGACACCAUCGUGGCUCUGAACAUGCGGGCGGCCCUGCGCAACGGGCUGGAGGGCAGCAGCGAGGACGCCUCGUUCCACGACGAUUCCCUCCAGGACGAGCGCGAGGAGGAGCCCGAGCCCCCGCACCACCCGCAUCCCGCAGGGAUCGUUCUGACGAGAGCUGGUUAUUACACCAUCCCAUCCAUGGAGGAGCUGGCUCGAUUCACCAACGACAGAAACGAAUGUAUUGUGACAGACUUCACCAUCGGCCGCAAAGGUUACGGCUCAAUUUACUUUGAAGGAGAAGUAAAUCUGACUAACUUAAAUCUGGACGAGAUCGUUCAUAUCCGUAGAAAAGAAGUUAUUGUUUACCCUGACGAUGAAAGAAAACCGCCUGUUGGUGAAGGUCUGAACAGGCGGGCCGAAGUGACCUUAGACGGAGUGUGGCCUACGGACAAAACCUCUCGCUGCCUGAUCAAGAGCCCCGAGCGGCUGGCAGAGAUGAACUACGAGGGCAGGCUGGAGUCCGUCUCCCGCAAGCAGGGCGCUCGCUUCAAGGAGUAUCGCCCCGAGACCGGAUCCUGGGUGUUUAAGGUGGCGCACUUCUCCAAGUACGGCUUGCAGGAUUCGGACGAGGAGGAGGAAGAGCAUCCUUUAAAAGUGGACGCCAAGAAGUUAAAAACAGCGCCCGCGGCUCCCCCGGGGCUCGCGCCGCCCCAGCAGAUGGCCCUGGACGGCAAACCGACGCCCCCGGCUCAGAGCCCGGAGGUGGAGCAGCUGGGCCGCGUGGUGGAACUGGACAGCGACAUGGCAGACGUGACCCAGGAGCCGCCCCGCGAGGCGCCAGCGGAGGACGGCGCGGCCGAGGAGCCCGACGCCGUGCCCGCGUCCACCCACAUCGCCUCCAGCCUCGGCGUCAACCCCCACGUCCUGCAGAUUAUGAAGGCCUCUCUGCUUGCUGACGACGAUGACCUGGACCUGAUCCUGGAUCCUUACCCUGUGAAGCCACCUGUGAAAACGGACACGUCGCAGGAGAUCUGCUCGCCGAGGCUCCCCAUCUCAAAACCGCAGGGGCAGAAGAGAUACUCAGCCGGCGGGCUGCUGCAAUCCAAAUUCGCCAACUUAAUCCUCCAGCCGCCGAGCGCCGCUGCGCAGGACCCCAAGGGAGCCAGGACAACCAGCAGCCCCGCGUCCGUCCCCCUUUGGCCGGCGACGUCUCCGCUGGCGCCCGCGUUCCCGGUGCGCCCGGCGCUCCCCGAGGUGCCCAUGAGGACGGUGGGGGUCCGCAGGCGGCAGGCGCUGGUGCCUCGGGACAGGUCCAUCGCCCACGGCAAAGGGAAGCUGCUGAUGGACAUGGCGCUCUUCAUGGGCCGCUCCUUCCGCGUUGGCUGGGGACCCAACUGGACGCUUGUCAACUCUGGAGAUCAGUUGAGCAGCUCAAGUGAAAGGGAAGAUCCGCAGUGCGAGCCUGUGGAAUACGAGUUCCUGCCGACUCCGGUCGCUCCGAAAUCGCUCUCAGAAUCGUGUUUCAAGGUUCACGUGGAGAAGCUGAGCGUGGAGCAGCGGCCGGCGGACAGAGAGCAGCAGCUGUACCUCAUCCCGCUGGAGAUCAAGCUGCAGCACAGCACGGUGCACAUGGACCAGCGCUGUCCCCUCCUGGCGCCCAACCCGGGGGUGGCCGCCAUCCACGACUACGCCCACUGGGUGCGCAAGGCGGUCCAGGACCCUGCGCUGGCCGAAACGGUUGUGAAGCACUGGCUGCUGACGUGGACCCUCUGCGAAGCCAUCUGGGGGAACCUGAAGGAGCUGGAGGCCAGUUUGGAGGAGCCCAGCGAGUACGUCCUGGCGCUGGAGCGCAGGAGAGCCUUCUCGCGCUGGCUGGCGGACACGGCCGCCCGCCGCGUGGACGAGGAGGUGUCCCUGGCGCGCCACGGCAGCCCCAUCGAGGCCGUGUUCAGCUGCCUGACGGGGAGGAGGAUCGGAGAAGCCUGCAGGCUGGCGCAGCUGGCGGGUGACCACCGGCUGGCGCUGCUCCUGUCGCAGCUGGCGGGCAGCCAGCCCCUGCGCGACCUGCUCACCAUGCAGCUGGUGGACUGGCACCGGCUGCAGGCCGACUGCUUCAUCCAGGAGGACAGGCUGCGUGUCUUCGCCCUGCUGGCCGGGAAACCCGUGUGGCAAUUGUCAGAGAGAACGAGCAUCAACGUGUGCUCGCUGCUGGACUGGAAGCGCUGCGUUGCCGUGCACCUCUGGUACCUGCUGCCUCCCACGGCUUCCAUUUCCAAGGCUCUGGCCAUGUACGAGUCGGCGUUUCAGAACACGCUGGAGUGUGAAAAGUACGCCUGCUGUCCCCUGCCUCCCUACCUGGAGGAUUCCGGCUGUGUCUUUGAAGACGAUGAUAAUGGAGGAAGGCCCCUGCGAGACGUCUGCUUCCAUUUGUUAAAGCUCUACAGCGACAGGCACUACGACCUGGAGCAGCUGCUGGACCCGCGCAGCGUGACGUGCGACCCCCUGGACUAUCGCCUGAGCUGGCACCUCUGGGAGGUGCUCCGGGCGCUCAACUACACCCACCUGGGCAGGCAGGGCCAGGGCGUGCUCAACGCCAGCUACGCCGCGCAGCUCGAGAGCCGCGGCCUGUGGGAGUGGGCUGUGUUCGUCCUGCUGCACGAGCCCGACGCGCACACGCGGGAGAAGUCGGUGCGCGAGCUCCUGCACCGGCACUGCCAGCUCGCCGAGACCCCCGAGUCCUGGGCCAAGGAGACGUUCCUGACGCAGCGGCUCUGCGUCCCGCCCGAGUGGAUCCACCAGGCCAAGGCCGUCCGGGCGCGCGUGGAGGGCGACCGGCACAAGGAAGCGCUGUUCCUGUUCAAGGCCGGGCACUGGAACCAGUGCCACAAGCUGGUGGUCCGGCACUUGGCCUCGGACGCGAUUAUUAAUGAGAACUACAAGUACCUGAAGGGGUUUCUGGAGGACCUGGCCCCCCCGGAGCGCAGCGCCCUCAUCCAGGACUGGGACACAGCGGGGCUGGUCUACCUGGAUUACAUCCGCGUCAUCGAGAUGCUCGACAGGAUCCAGCAGCUGGAUUGUUCCCCCUACGAGCUGGAGCGGUUACACACCAAAGUGAUGUCGCUGUGCAACCGGAUAGAGCAGAUCCAGUGCCACAGCGCCAAGGACCGCCUGGCGCAGUCAGACAUGGCCAAGCGCGUGGCCAACCUGCUGCGGGCGGUGCUGAGCCUGCAGCCGCCCCCGGAGCCCGGCCCCCCGGCCUCGCCCGACCCCCAGCGCGUCCCCCUGCGCCUGCUGGCCCCCCACGUGGGCCGCCUGCCCAUGCCCGAGGACUACGCGCUGGAGGAGCUGCGCGGGCUCACCCAGUCCUACCUGCGCGAGCUGGCGGUCACCCACUGAACAGACGGACGUUCGCUGCCCCCUCCCCUCGCUCUGGCGCCAACCGCCGCUCCGCCGGGCGCGUUUCACCACCCGGGCGUGAAGCGGCUUUGGUGCGUGGGGCUGACAUGGGAUGGGUGUCACCUGAGCCCGGUGGGACCCGCCCGGCGCCCUCGGCCUCCCCACGUUUUCCUCGAGCCAAUAAAGCGCCUGUUGCGAACGUUUGUGCGGGUGCCGUGGUCCCUGGGGUGUUGGGGCUGGAGCUCCCGCCGGUCCCUCGGUCCAGCGAGUUCCAGGCCGUUGCAGUGAUCCCUCUCCCCUGCGCCGCGCUCGGUCCGCCGCUGGCACCGCGUGGAUGAGCUUCAACCGGGGUCGCGUGGUGCGUUUGUUUUGCGGGGGGCGGGUGGGACAGGAAUCCCAGUUCAGAAGUGUCUUUUCCCACGUUCUCCUGCCACGUUGGAGACCUGCGGGCAUGUUGAUUCUCCCGUUUCUCCAUCUCCAAAAGCGAAGCGAGCUCGUUCCCCGCUCGGGAGGAGGGCAGGGGACACCUCUGCGUGUGCCUUACGGCCAGCGCUGCCCGGGGACCGACACUGCGGAUGCUCCAGAGCGCGGCAGCACCGGGGAGGCUGGACCGCGGCUCCCGGCCCUCCCGCUGCUGCUCUGCAUCGGCUCCUUGAAGGUCUUUAUGCAUGAGGAUUAUGUAAAGGUUUUUAUUAAAACAACAAAAAAAAUAUAAAUAAAUGAUCUAGAUUAUUUUCCUGUCUUUUUGAAAACAAUAAAUAAAGUGUUUAUAGUA
This is a messenger RNA of Columba livia (rock pigeon), 6351 nucleotides long. It is a transcript of the gene NUP98, whose product is annotated as nucleoporin 98 and 96 precursor. The record is from RefSeq and is a predicted model, not a curated record. Gene Ontology annotation, molecular function: structural constituent of nuclear pore; RNA binding. Gene Ontology annotation, biological process: telomere tethering at nuclear periphery; post-transcriptional tethering of RNA polymerase II gene DNA at nuclear periphery; RNA export from nucleus. The coding region runs from base 183 to 5576 and encodes 1797 amino acids. Lineage: Eukaryota; Metazoa; Chordata; Aves; Columbiformes; Columbidae. Gene Ontology annotation, cellular component: nuclear pore; nuclear pore cytoplasmic filaments. The transcript is spliced from 33 exons.